UCGUCGCUCCGUCGGUUGUUACUUGUGGAACAGAUUGAUGUAACUUUGUGGCUUCUGUGGGCAAAUCGACUACACAUAUGGGCAGCAGACACCAAAAUUGUGUGCCACUUGGCAUCUGUGGCGCAUUGAUUGCACUAGGCCUCUGCCUCAAAGUUGCUGCCGUCGAGUACUACACAGAAAAGCCAUCCUUUUUGCCCUCAUGUCGGAUCUAUGAGCCGGGCUUUACCAAAUGCUCCACCAACACGGUGCAAAAACUUAUCGACCAGCUCGUUGUUGGCAUACCAGAAAUAGCGCAAAGCUUCGGGUCAUUUGAUCCAAUGCACGUGAAGGACAUUGCUUUCAAACAGGACAAUAAUGAGGUGGCCACCAUACGUGCAAACUUAACCGACGUCGUCAUUAAGGGAUUUGCCCAGACCAAAAUAAAGGAGAGCCGUGUCAGCAAGAAGGACUUCAGCUGGCAGACCAAAAUUUAUCUGCCAAAAAUGCGGCUGGAUGCCAAAUACCAGAUGGCCGGACGAAUAUUGUUGAUACCGCUUAGCGGUUCUGGGAAUAUGUUCAUUGAGAUUGAGAAUCUAGACAUAUUACUGCUCACCAAGACGCAGUUGUAUGAAAAGGGCGGCUUCACAUUUGACAAUGUAACAUCGGUGCGGGUACAGUUGAAUAUGACACGAGUCCGUACUCACCUCGAUAAUCUAUUCAAUGGACGCAGCAAGGAAGUGGAGCGCAGCACCAAUCAGUUUUUCAACGACAAUUGGCGCGACUUCUACGAGGCACUCAAGCCCCUUAUCUAUCAGACUGUGGAAAGCCUGCUCUUCAACUUAAUGUCGAAGGUAUUCAAUCUCAUACCAGCGAAUUUCUUUGUCGAAGAUAUUCCCACUUCCAAGAAGCUGUACGGUACUGGGAAGUCAAUUACUGAUCCAUAAUUUCACAAUGUGUAUUACAAUGUAAUCCUUAGCGCAAUAAUAGAAAAUGUCUCUUCAGCAGAUUA
Molecule: messenger RNA, 988 nt
Organism: Scaptodrosophila lebanonensis
Lineage: Eukaryota; Metazoa; Arthropoda; Insecta; Diptera; Drosophilidae
Exons: 4
Coding region: 78-923 (281 amino acids)
Source: RefSeq, a predicted model, not a curated record